UUUCAGUCCGACACAUCCUUUACUUAACCUUCAUCUUUCUUGAACUUCAUCUUUGUCGCUCAGAUUCUUCCUACACCCUAUUGGCAAUUGGAGACCUUGUUUGCAAGUCGAGACCGAGACCUCUGUCAGCCAUUCAUCAAAAACGAAAUCAACAACUCAUCAAUAACCAUAUCAACCGACAUCAAAGUUACGAUUCAAGGGCAAAUCAACACCUCUCUCAACGCUCCCUCAAGAUACAUAUCAAGCUCCAGGACAUAUUUUCAACUAUAUCGGUUCCGCGGCGGAGAUGUUUUCCUAUGGAGAUAUGCCAGAUACCGCUGGGUGGAACACUCAAGCUCAGUCAGCUUUGAUUCCCAACCAAACCCUUCUCUCCGCCUGCGAAAACCCACCCAAUCUCAACCUUUCUACAUCUGGCUUGCUGCUUCAUUCUGCUCAAUCCAAUCAAUCACAAAAUAAUACUCAUCAAUCGCAAGACGACGAAGACGGCUUGCGAGCUAUGAUGGCCGAUAAUGCACAACAAAGAUCUGAACAACAAAACCCUGAAACCAUCAAAUUAAAUCGUCCAACACAUUCACAUCAGCUGACCGAUGCCGACAUGGAACGCUUUGCUAAAUUGGGGCUCGCCGAACUUCGAGUCGCUUCGGACGCCUAUGCCACUCGAGGUCGGAUGACCGAAGAUAUGAAAGCCAAAGUCAAUGACCUUUACUACGACUUCCAGUGUGAUGUUGUUAAGCUUGCAAUACAUAACCGAGUAGGUGUACACCUUUACUUUGAACAUUUAGGACAAAGUAGAAGAGUCAGAGGCGGAUCGACAUGGAAUAACUUUCAGAAAUAUGAUUCUGAGGCGCAGAAGCUAUUUGACGAAUAUGGCCGCGUUGCUGGGGCUCCCAUGGUGUCUGCUUUGUGGAAUACUAAAACUCAAGCAGAAAAGGAUCGCUACCUUGAUUUAGACUUUUUGAAUACCUUGCGCGAAGUGGUAACGGACGAAUCUACCACAUCGGUCCCACCCGAACCAACAACCAGUUACCCAUCUGAACGACCAAAAGACCCUUCGAUUAAUGCUAGUCGAGUAGCAGCAAGAUUGAACGGAAGAAUACAAUCGUCAAACGCCUUGCAGCAGAAAACCUUGACCAUGACGAUUGAGUGGGUACAAAAGGUGGAAUCGGAUUUGAAAUCACUGAGCUUCUUCCAUCAAAUGGAAGGGAUCCUGCUAGUUGCAUCCCGUCAUCCCAAAAGCACCUUUUUUCGCAAAAUAGGCUCUCCCCUCGGUAACGGGUAUUUGGAUAUGCUUGCAGACCAGCCCCACACCGACGCUGCCGCUGAAUUUCACACCUGGGUCGCUACCCAAGCAAUCUUAAUCAACAAAGGUAUCGAGCCGGCGGUUCCUAGAAAAAAACGUACUAAGCCGGUUGAUGAAAUCACCGAGAAAUUCAGGGUUGGUAAUCUUGCCGAUAACAUUUCCGCCAUACGAGCCAAACUCAAAGAGUUAAUUCACACUGCCAGCGGACGUAAGCUUCAUUGUGCAUGGCCAGGUGAAGACUCGGCAAAUCGCUUGAGAGACCUAAAAAUUUCGGUUCGAAUCGAUGAAAACGACUGGAACAUCGAACCAAGCGACUUGUGCAAGCCUCUUGUCCAGAUCAAAGGAGGGACCGAUGUGGCUAUCCUCGCAUGUUUAGGUCUGAACAAAAUACAUCUAACCUAUCAUCCCGAGUGGGAUAGUCCACCCCGGACCCACAAGAAAUCAGCUACCGGCAAGAAAUCCAAGUCGGCCAACCAGAAAAACUCUACCAAUACUAAUGGUGCGAGCGAGGAUCACAGAAGGCGAACCGAUGACGAUCAAGACACUGACAAUGACAGCGAAGGCGAAGAUGAUCAGGAGAGUGGGGAGGAUGAAGCACCUGCCAGAAAGAGAAAGCGCGCUGUCGUCCAAGGUCCCGCGGCAACCAAAAAGCAAACAGCGGCUCAAAAGAAGAUAUCGAAUGCCAGGGAAAUGGUCAGGAGAAAUGCGAGGAGUGUGCGGACCGACAAUACCACCAAUCGGCUAGGUGAUCAGCCAGUGUCGAAUGGAGGCGUAGGCAAUCAAUCUGUAUCAAAUGAAGCUGGGUCGACUACUUUGGGGGGCUCAGCUGACCCGUGUUUGGACCCACUUCUCAACACUCUGGCUUGACCGCACCUCCAACUUCUUCAUUUCUUGGUUUUGAUUCCUCUUCUCUUACCAAUUCCGUUUCUGUUACCGGUUCUCUUCUCUUACCGAUCCUUACUCUUGAAGUGAUAAACAGUAUACAAUACAUGCCUAUGUGAUUGUCUUGUGCUUCCGAUUCUUUUUUCUUCUGCCAACUGCGUUCCUGUCAUGUUUUUCUCUUACCGAUCCCAACCCCCGAACUGCUAAACAGUAUACAUGCCUGUGUGAUUGUCUUUCACUAUUGUCUUGUAUGAUUGUUUUUCCUACCAACUGCAUUCCUACCUAGAAUAAUACUAACGACUACAUAUGAGACAAACAAGGGAAAAAAAACUGAAUUUUCUGCAACUCCAAAAAGUUGAUGUGUUUUCGAGUUAAAUAUUUAGUUUGCUUGAGCUUGAAAAUGAGGUCAAUUAGACACCAAAUGGAAAUCUAUAACCUGUCACUUUCACAUAUAAACUACUCGGGAGAUUGAUUUGAUUC
This is a messenger RNA of Puccinia graminis f. sp. tritici CRL 75-36-700-3, 2662 nucleotides long. RefSeq lists its product as uncharacterized. The coding region runs from base 287 to 2167 and encodes 626 amino acids. The transcript has 5 exons. Lineage: Eukaryota; Fungi; Basidiomycota; Pucciniomycetes; Pucciniales; Pucciniaceae. The record is from RefSeq and is a predicted model, not a curated record.